Messenger RNA from Heteronotia binoei (common prickly gecko), 1514 nucleotides. RefSeq names its product immunoglobulin superfamily member 1-like. The record is from RefSeq and is a predicted model, not a curated record. The transcript is spliced from 8 exons. The coding region runs from base 72 to 1514 and encodes 480 amino acids. NCBI's taxonomy places the organism in Eukaryota, Metazoa, Chordata, Lepidosauria, Squamata, Gekkonidae.
UACAGUAAGAAGAGCUGUGGACCAUUAGUGGCCGUGGAACUGGCUCUUGGGAACCACCAGAUUGCUCCAUCAUGAUCCCUGCUCUCUUCAUCUUCUUCUUUUGCAUGCUUUCUAUCUUGUCAGGAAAAGAUGUUCAAAGGAAGAAUCAUCAGGCUCCCAAGAUUUCUAUCAAGCCUCAUUGGGCAGUCUCACUGGGAGACAAUGUCACCAUCAUCUGUGAAGGUCUUUUGUUUUCACUUCAAUAUUUCUAUCUAGAGAAAGAUGGGCAGGAAAUAAGCUCUAAAAACGGUAUAGGAAACACGGAUUUCCCAAUUGCUAAUGCAAACAGAGAGCAUGGAGGGAAUUACACCUGUUCUUAUAAGGACUUAAAGAGUCAAUCCAAGUCACAACCCAGUGAACCUGUGGAGCUGCUGAUAAGAGAUCCUGUUCUUCCUAGGCCCAGUAUCUACCUUUCCCCAAGCAGGGUAGUGGCCCUAGGAAGCAUCAUCACCAUUUUAUGCAUGGUCCAAGGUCCAAGUAAGAGGUUCUAUCUUCAUACAGGGGAAGAUGAAAAAACAAUGGAACCAUAUAAGGAUUUUGCUUUUCUCUAUGUUUAUAAUAUUAAUUGGGAUGAUGGAAAGAGCUACCAGUGCAGUUACAGUGCCCCAUCAGGAUUUUUCAUCUCAGAGCCCAGUAAUCCCAUGGAGCUCUUGAUAGUAGACCCUAAGCUUCCAAGACCCAGCAUCUCUCUGAGCCCCAUGGAUGGGGUUACUGUGGGAAGAAAUGUUACUAUUGAUUGCCUUAGCCAAGAUACAGCUAAGAACUUCUACCUCCAAAAGCUUUCAGACCCAUUGACUGAUGAACCCAUGCAGACUGAGGGUAGGAUCGGCAAGCUCUUACUCAACAAUGCAAGCGUGGACCACCACGGAAAUUACAGCUGCAGUUACCAGCCUAAAUCAGAACCUUUUAGAGUAUCGGAACUCAGUGACCCUGUGGAAUUGCUAAUAACAGAUCCUGAUCUUCCCAGGCCCAUGAUCUUCAUGAGCCCUACUGGGGCAACACGCUUGAGAAGCAACAUCACUAUUUACUGCAGUAUAAAUGAUUCAUUUGUGAUGUUCCAUCUUUAUAAGGCUGGAGAUCCAAUGACAUCACAGCCCAUGGAGGCAGAUGAGGAUAUGGCCAUGUUCUCCAUAAAUAAUGUGAGCGUGAAUGAUAGCGGGGUCUACCAUUGCUGCUACAGACCACCAUUAAAGUCUUUCUUCAUCUCAAAGCCCAGCAACCAGGUGGAGCUGCUGGUGUUAGAUCCUGGAGAAGCACUGCUGCAGAUGGAGCUCCCAGUCGUGUGGUAUAUUCCACUUACUGUUUCCUUCUUUGCUCAGAUCCCAGCUUACCUAGGCCUGAAAUCUCUCUCAACUCCAGUGGCCUGGCUGUCCUUGGAGGACAAGUUAAAAUCCAGUCCAUCUGUUCUCCUGGUUAGCACUCUUGCAGAGACACGGAGUGCUGCUGCAAUAUUGUGGCUGUUAGUACUCACAUAA